AUGGCCGCUCCGCCGCGCCGCCGCUCCGCGUCUCCGGCCCCGCUGCCGCCGGUUCCUCCGGCGCUGCUGGUGCUGGUGGUGCUGCUGGGCGGCGGGCCCGGCGCGGCGGCGGUGGCGGCGGCGGCGGCGGCGUCGCGGGAACCCCCCGGUCCGUGCCGCGUGAAGACGGUCACCGUGUCCACGCUGCCGGUGCUCCGCGAAAACGACAUCAGCUGGAGCGGAGCCCCGCCGCCCGCCGCCGCCGAUUCCCGUCUGCUGCUCUUCGUCCGCAGCGAGCUGCCCGGCCGCGUCGCCGUGCAGGACGAUCUGGAUAACACCGAGCUGCCCUUCUUCACCCUCGAGAUGUCGGGGACGGUGGCAGACAUCUCGUUGGUGCACUGGAAGCAGCAGUGGUUGGAAAACGGCACCCUGUACUUCCAUGUCUCCAUGAGCAGCGCUGAGCAGCUCUCCCGGGCCACUCCUCCCAGCCUCCAGGAGCCUUCCGAGAUCGUGGAGGAGCAGAUGCACAUCCUUCAUAUCUCCGUCAUGGGUGGGCUGAUCGCUCUGCUCCUGCUCCUCUUGGUCUUCACAGUGGCUCUGUACGCCCAGCGGCGCUGGCACAAGCGCCGCCGCAUCCCGCAGAAGAGUGCCAGCACCGAGGCCACCCACGAGAUCCACUACAUCCCCUCGGUGCUGCUGGGCCCCCAGGCCCGAGAGAGCUUCCGCAACUCUCGCCUGCAGGCCCACAACUCGGUCAUCGGCGUGCCCAUCCGCGAGACCCCCAUCCUGGAUGACUACGAGGACGAGGAGGAGGAGGAGACACCGCAGCGGGCAGAACCCAGCACCAGGGAGGAUGAGUUUGGCAGCCAGGUGACGCGGACGCUGGAGAGCCUGGGCCGGGGUGGGGAGGAGAAGCCUGACUACGAGAAGAAAGCUCCCGAGGUGACUCAGGAGACGGUGGAGUCCCUGAUGCAGAAGUUCAAGGAGAGUUUCCGCACCAACACUCCCAUCGAGAUCGGGCAGCUCCAGCCCGCGCUGCGCAGCACUUCUGUGGGGAGACGCAAACGCCGGAGCCGACCCCGAGGUGGCAUCGGCUUUGGUCGCGCCAAAGGGAACUCUGGCUCAGAGGCGGAUGAUGAAACCCAGCUCACCUUUUACACCGAGCAGUACCGGAGCAGGAGGCGAAGCAAAGGUUCGAUGAAAAGCCCUGUCAACAAGACAGCCCUGACUCUGAUUGCCGUCAGCUCCUGCAUCCUGGCCAUGGUGUGCGGCUCGCAGCUCUCCUGUCCACUGACUGUCAAGGUGACGCUUCAUGUCCCCGAGCACUUCAUUGCUGAUGGCAGCAGCUUCGUUGUGAGCGAGGGGAGCUACCUGGACAUCUCCGACUGGCUGAACCCAGCCAAGCUGUCCCUUUAUUAUCAGAUCAAUGCCACGUCUCCCUGGGUGAGAGAUCUCUGUGGCCAGAGGACCACCGAUGCCUGUGAACAGCUGUGUGACCAAGAGACAGGGGAGUGCAGCUGUCAUGAAGGCUAUGCCCCGGACCCCAUGCAUCGCCACCUGUGUGUGCGCACUGACUGGGGACACAGCGAAGGGCCGUGGCCCUACACCACACUUGAGAGAGGAUACGACUUGGUCACAGGAGAGCAAGCUCCGGAGAAGAUACUCAGGUCCACAUAUAGUCUGGGACAAGGCCUGUGGCUGCCUGUCAGUAAGAGCUUCGUGGUGCCCCCUGUAGAGCUCUCUAUCAAUCCUCUUGCCAGCUGCAAGACAGAUGUUCUGGUGACAGAAGAUCCGGCAGAUGUCAGGGAAGAAGCGAUGCUGUCCACCUACUUUGAAACCAUCAAUGAUUUGCUCUCCUCUUUCGGGCCGGUCCGGGAUUGCUCCCGCAACAACGGUGGCUGCACCCGCAACUUCAAGUGCGUUUCGGAUCGCCAGGUGGAUUCGACAGGCUGCGUGUGCCCCGAGGACCUGCGGCCCAUGAAGGAUGGCACCGGCUGCUACGAUUACUCCAAAGGCAUCGACUGCUCAGACGGCUUCAACGGCGGCUGUGAGCAGCUCUGCCUGCAGCAGACCCUCCCCCUGCCCCACGACCCCUCCUCCAGCACCAUCUUCAUGUUCUGCGGGUGUGUGGAGGAGUACAAGCUGGCCCCUGAUGGCAAGUCCUGCCUCAUGCUGUCCGACAUCUGCGAGGGCCCCAAGUGCCUGAAGUCGGAUGCCAAGUUCAACGACACACUCUUUGGGGAGAUGCUGCACGGCUACAACAACAGGAGCCAACACGUCAACCAGGGCCAGGUGUUCCAGAUGACUUUCAGGGAGAACAACUUCAUCAAGGACUUCCCGCAGCUGGCUGAUGGGCUGCUGGUCAUCCCGCUGCCCGUGGAGGAGCAGUGCCGUGGGGUGCUGUCUGAGCCCCUGCCCGACCUCCAGCUCCUCACUGGAGACAUCAAGUAUGACGAGGCGAUGGGUUACCCCAUGGUGCAGCACUGGCGGGUCAGGAGCAACCUGUACCGCGUGAAGCUCAGCUCCAUCACCCUCUCUUCAGGCUUCGCCAACAUCCUGAAGAUCCUGAGCAAGGACAGCAGCCGGGAGGAGCUGCUCUCCUUCAUCCAGCAGUUUGGCUCCCACUACAUCGCUGAGGCUCUGUACGGCUCCGAGUUCAGCUGCACCAUCCACUUCCCCAGCAAGAAGGUGCAGCAGCAGCUGUGGCUCCAGUACCAGAAAGAAACAACUGAGCUGGGGAACAAGAAGGAAUUGAAAUCCAUGCCGUUCAUCACCUAUCUCUCGGGCUUGCUGACCGCGCAGAUGCUUUCUGACGACCACCUCAUCUCAGGUGUGGAGAUCCACUGCGAGGAGAAAGGGCGCUGCCCAUCCACGUGCCACUUGUGCCGGCGCCCAGGCAAGGAGCAGCUCAGCCCCACGCCGGUCCUGCUGGAGAUCAACCGCGUGGUGCCCCUGUAUGCCCUGAUCCAGGACAACGACACCAGGGAGGCUUUCAGAGGCGCGCUGAUGAGCUCAUAUUGGUGCUCUGGGAAAGGCGACGUGAUCGAAGACUGGUGCAGGUGUGACCUCAACGCCUUCGACGAGAAUGGGCUCCCGAACUGCAGCCCCCUCCCUCAGCCUGUCCUGCGGCUGUCCCCCAAUGUGGAGCCCUCCAGCACUGUGGUCUCCCUGGAGUGGCUGGAUGUGCAGCCUGCCAUUGGGACGAAGGUGUCUGACUACGUCCUGCACCACAAGAAGGUGGAUGAGUACACAGACACAGACCUCUACACAGGAGAAUCUUUAAGCUUUGCAGAUGAUUUGCUUUCUGGCCUUGCAACGUCCUGUGUGGCAGCGGGUCGGAGCCAUGGAGAUGUCCCUGAAACCAGCCUCUACUCAGUUAUUUUCAAGUGCCUGGAACCAGAUGGUCUCUACAAGUUCACUCUGUAUGCGGUGGACACACGAGGGAGACACUCUGAGCUGAGCACGGUCACCCUGAGGACAGCCUGCCCACUGGUAGAUGACAGCAAGGCAGAAGAGAUAGCUGACAAAAUCUACAACCUCUAUAAUGGCUACACCAGUGGGAAGGAGCAGCAGACAGCCUACAACACGCUGAUGGAGGUCUCUGCUUCCAUGCUGUUCCGAGUCCAGCACCACUACAACUCCCACUAUGAGAAGUUCGGAGACUUUGUCUGGCGUAGUGAAGACGAGCUGGGGCCCAGGAAGGCACACCUGAUCCUGCGGAGGCUGGAGAAAGUCAGCAGUCACUGCUCAACGCUGCUCCGCAGCUCCUACAUCCAGAGCCGCACCGAGACCAUGCCCUACCUGUUCUGCCGCAGCGAGGAGGUCCGGCCUCCUGGCAUGGUGUGGUACAGCAUCCUAAAGGACACCAAAGUCACGUGCGAGGAGAAGAUGGUCUCCAUGCUGCGCAACACCUACGGGGAGUCCAAGGGGCGGUGAGGGACGGUGCCGGCCUGGAGCUGUGGGAGGCAGAGGGACUCCGAGGAGUCGAGGACUCGUGAUGUGCUGAGUGCUGCUGGGGUUCAGGGACGGGAGGUGUUCGGAGGGGUGAAAGGGGGCAGCGAGGCCAAGCAGGACUUUCUCACAUCAAUGGCAGAGAAACGCGAAAUCUGCAAGUUGGACUUUAAUUUCCUUUCCUUUCAUUUUUUAAUUUUUUCCAGAGGAAACAAACAAACAAACAAACAAAAAAACACAACAAAAACCAACCGACAAAAACCCAACACCUGAUUUGACUCAGCGCAAAAGUCUCUCCUUUUUAAUCUUUUCUUACUGAAUUUCCUGGACUACACACUCCGAAAUGCUGGGAGGAGGCGAUAUCUGCAGGAGGCGAGAGCCUGAGCAGGGGAACUUCUGGGCCUGGGGAUCCCCUGCCCACCCGGAGCUGUGGGGCCAGGAAUUUGGUGCCACAUUGGCCGAGGACGCCAGGAGCAUCCCAGCUGUGAGCGCGUGGCCCAGAGGUGGAUGCCAGGCAGGUGCCAGGACGUUGCGGACACGCUGGGGGUUUUUUACCACUCCAAGGUAGCAGAAUGGCUCCGUGCCUUCGUUCGCAAGGCUCCCGGCAGCUCGUUCUGUGCAUUAAAGGUUCAUAUUAAGUCCAUCUCCGUGCUUCCUUUGGUGUUUCUUCCUGAUGCUGUCUCGCCGCUGCUUCAGCUGAGAGGAGAGGACUCCCCCAAUGGCCAACCCCAAGGACCAGAGACCGGCGCUGACCCCGAGAGCAGGCGCUGGGAGAGGAGGGGAAAGUGCAGCCUCUGUGUAGGGUCCUGGCCCUGCCCAGCACCCAUCGCAGCCCCUCUGGGAGCUUCAGAUAUGUGGGAAAGCCCAAGAAGGAAGCCAGGGGCUAAAAAGACAUGGAGAAUCUGGUUUCUUUUACUGUCAGAUGUGGGUUAGGCUGGCCCAGGAUUUGUGUGGGUAAUGGAUUUUUCAGUCUGGUCGCCAAACCAAUGAGUGCAGGAGGGUGAGAGGAAAAAAAAACAACAAAAAUCAAAGCAGCCCAAAGCUAUUGCUUUUUCUUUCUUAAAGCAAAACAACAAACCUGGAGGGGGGCUGGAGGGGGAAAAGGAAACACUGUGGGCUGAAUGAAUCAGUUCAGUCAGCCCAAAGCAAACAGUUCUGUUUGUUUUUUUUCCAGGUUAUUUAACCCUUUAAAGUAAAGAAAACAAGGAGGUGAGUUUCAAAAUGGACGUGUUUUGAAACCAAACAAAGGUGCAGGAUUUGAUGUGGAGGAAGUUCAGCCAGGCUUAUCCUUCUUGAGAUAAACCUCUUUGCCUGCUUUGGCUAAUUGUGGUCGUGUCUCCCACAUUGCUCUUGUUUUUCCCUUUUUCCUUGCGUCCUGUCUCUUCAUUUGUCUUGACCCACAUGGAUGCUGCAGGCUGGGGAGCCCUCCAGCACCUGGUCAGUGUCCUGCUGGAGCACACAGGGGAGCCUUUGGAACAAGAGCACCACAGGUUGUUUGGGAGCCCUUUUUUUUUAAAGCCAAAAUCUCUUUUCCUGUUUGGUGUUCCUUGGGGUGGAGAGGACAACCUCAGCUUCCUGCAGCCCAAUGCACACUUUGCAUUUCCUUGCCUGGGUCUGAUGAGCCUCAGUGCAUCUCAGUGCCAUCCUGCAAGUGCAACUGUUGGCCUCAUCCAGAGUCAGCUCCCAAAUCUUGCACCUCAGGAAGCGGGCAGCUCUGCUCGAGGUGUUGCAGCAUUAUUUGCUCAGCUUGGCUAUUGUGAGAAGCAAAACAAAGCAAAAACCCUCAGACUGCGAAUGUGCUGAUGGUCCCAGCCUGAUGGACCUGAGUGACACUGCUGGCAUUUUCUACGAUGCCAAUGACACGGCAGGUGGGGAUGUUGUGGUGGUUACAGGACUAGCGCUAUUAUGGGAUGCCUGACUGCCACGAGUGCAGUGUUGUAGGAACUGGGAAUGGAGGCCGCACGCCAAAGCCCACUCAUAUCCUUGGUGAUGCUGGUGGCAGCACGGGGGGGAAUGCAGCAGGCGGAUGUGCUGGGGCAGAGUGGCAGAGAGCAUUUGGCAGCCGUUCAGCUGUCGAGGAGCACACAGAGCUCUCAUCUCAGUUCCAGCCCCAGGCAGACUGUGGCCACGGAUGCUGCCCGGCGCGGCCGACCCAAGCCAAACAAACCCGAGGAAUUCGUCGAGGUUACACAUGCUUGGGCUCGCGGCUGAAUGGAAGGUUCUGUGUUUUCUAACUGGAAAUUUUGGAGAAUGUUACCAUCAGGCUUUCAAGAUAAAUAGUUGCAGUCACAGCCCAGCAAUGCUGGCCCAUGGGCUCACGCUCUGCCGCAUGCGUGCCCGCAUGCAGUGUGCACUGCAGCCAUCCUCAUCCUCCUGGGUGCAUUGGUGGGAAGGAGCAGCACGAGGGGCUUCGUCUGCAGGCAUUGCUCACCUGGCAUCUUCCAUGUGCUCUCACUCCUGUCACACCCAUCCACUCCAGCCCUGGUUUUUUUCCUUUUCUUUUUUUUUAUGAACACCUGUAGUCAAACAAAGGGCCGUGGGCUCCAGCUGAGAUGGGACGCUUGCAUGCUUCUUAAAAAUAAAUGUACAACUGGGAGGCAGGGGGUAGCUUCCAUAACGUAAGCUGGUAGGUAAUGUCUUUGUAGGAAGGAGGUGAGAGUGGCUGUUGGCACCAGUCCUAUUUUCACUGUAAGUAAAAUGACCAGAAGGCUGCGGAUAGCAGGUGACAAGACUUGGUAUCUACAAAAAAAACCAACCCAACAACAACAAAAAAACCACAACUAUUUUGUGCAAGCUUUUAACCACGGAUGGUCCUCACUAGGCCUGAGUCGCCCGGAAGAUCAUCAAGACCUUCAGAACUAUUUUCAUACAUUACUGCCUCUCCUGAGCGUAAUGUUUUUAGGAUCCUUUGGCUGCGUUUUAUCAGCAAACUUUUGGGCCAGGGGGUGAGUGGAAGAGGCCUGGGAACAGCUCACCUCCCUUCACUGUGCCUUAGGCCAUGGCACCCGAGGAGGUGCACUGGGCAGCACAGGGAGCACACACAUAGGCACCAUCCGCUAACGGGCACAGCUGGAUGCUCAUCUGAUCUUCAGGUGCCUUCAGUACAUGGGAAAGGUGAGCAGCUUUCCUUACACUCCAGUUUCUGGAAGCCUUUCUUGAAGUCUCUACAUCCUUUUGUCCACAUUGCUUCAUGUUGCCAACAGCUGCAUUUUCCCAUUCCUACAGUUCCCAGUGCCACACUUGGUGGAGGAGCUGUGGCUUUCAGCCAGGUGACGACUCAGAUGUAUGAACCAGGAGCAGCUUCCCUGCUGUUGCAUGCAGCGAACACAGUCAGCUCCCUUGGUUUAUCACAGCCCACAGGACCCACGGCGGGUGACACGGGUGUCUGCAGCCACACAGUGCUUGGUGGCACAGGCUGGCUGGCAUUGCAGCUUGGGGCUGAUCAGAAAGUGACAUCCCUUGCUUUCCCUCUGCCACUUUUAACAUCAGCUGGUGGCCCACUCUUUGAGCAGUGCCUUCAGCCCUCUCUCAAUGCAGGUAUUGAUGCAUGUUUUCCCUUCCCCUGCUCUUCAGCGAUUGAUUUCCAGACAGACACAUGAACUGGCCAUAGGAAUGGUUGUUUUGGCCGCACACUGCAAUUGAUUGUGCUCGUGUGGUUGUGCACAUGUGAGGAAUGGAGAUGAGCAUCGCUCAGCGGCUGCAGCACAGCCCAGCAGGAGCUGCCUCUGUAGGUUGCUCCUGUCUUAAAGCCUGUAUUAAUGCUUAAUAGAUCCUUCAAUGCACAGUUAAUUGAUUUAUGUAUUGCUAUAGACACAAACCGUUUAAUACACCGUUUAUAGGCCUUUUUAGCUACGGUGUGUUCUAUUGACAGGGCCGUUCAACGUGCUUAUACUGCAUUAAUAAUGCAUUGGCCACUGACAGGGAUGCUAUAGAGGCACCAUGGGCUGUCACUCUCUCUCCCCACUCGAUAUAUUGCAGUAGAUUUUGACAGCUGAAAUGCAAAACAUCUUUUUUAGUGACUCACUUAUGUCAGUGUAAAAAAAAAAUAUUAAUUUAUUGCUGCCCUUCAGUUUAUUGCCCCCAAGCGCCCCAUAGACUGCAGUGUGGAAUUCAUUUGUUGUUCAGUCCACAGCCUCUUUACACACGACAGUCAGUAUUAAUGCCACAUUUCUAAAAGCGGGCAAAGUGUUGCUUUUCAGUAGUGCACAUACAUCAGGAUGGCAGACAGAGCUGUCUGCCAUUAUAGUCCAACAGCAACAAAAGCAAAAGGACCUGCAAGUGGUGCAGCACAGCCAUCAUCAAGGCUCUUACCCACAUGCUCCAGGUCCUCUCCAGCCUCCCUGUCCUGUCUGGGCUUCCCUGGGGAGUUAAAUCAUUGAUGAGGGUGAGAGUUAACUGGGUUAACAGUGACCCUCUUCAGAAUCAAUAGGGAGUCAAUAACUGUCAGGGCUGAAUGGCACCUAUCCUGACAGCGUGCACAGGCCCAGUUUGGAGGCGUCGAUGCUGAAUCAAUUCACAUUGUAAAUGCUGAGUCGAUACACAUUUCCCAGCUACAGCAGCACAGACAUCCCUCCCCUGCCUGCUGCAGCAGCUCCAAGCUGGGAGGUGGGCUGGGGUCUGCACCACGGGGUCCUGCUGCGGGGUGGGCAUGGAUCUGAUCCAUCACUCUGCUGAGCAAAAUGAUGUUAAAUGGGACACAGAGCCUCAUUCCACAGUGCCCACAGGGUUCUGCAUCUGGCACACUCAGCCCUGGGGUGCAUGCAGAUGGCUUCCAGCCUUCCUCCCCGCUUAGGUCAUACUCCUGAGUCAUGGCGAGUUCCUGUUGGGACUCAUCUGCUGGAUGACAGUGCUGUGCAGCUGAUGGAGAAUGUAAGCAGCAGAGGGCAGGGGAAGAGUCCUUAGAUGUGCUGGGUGGCAGACAGGUCACAGCAGCGCGGAGCUGCAGCCUGGCACAGCCCCAGGUUGUCGCUGAGGCCAAGCCUUAACGUGUGAGCGCUCUUUUCCAAGUGAUGAGGGCACUAUUCAGGCACACUUACGGGCUUGAAUGUUUCUCUAAAGGUUUCCCAAUUGAGACAAAGUGGAAUUCUUCAGGACAGACCCCAUUGCCUCAGGGUCUGACGGCGGAACCAGACCCAUUGGGUGGCAGGGAACCACACCACACCCCGGGGGGGGCUGCCUCCCUCCACCAGCCCUGCCAGAGCACUGUGAGUGCUGCAGACCCUGCCUGAAACUGAGGCAGGGGAGCACGUGGCAGGGCAGCCCGUACAGCUGUGCAUCCAGAUGUGGGACCACGCUCACCCUCCCACACCCAGCGAUGCUCGGGGCCAGCUCGACCGAAAGCAAAGACGUGGCAAAAGCAAGCAGUCCAGUUCAGAACUCUUUAAUACAAGCUUAUAUUGUUUGUGUUUCUGAUUCUCUGUUCUCCCAGCAUCUGGGGACAUUAACCCUCAUAUGUGUGUGAGCAUGUGUAUGAAGAUAUAUACAAAAUCACACAGUUAAAUAUUUAAGCAUACAAGGUAUUAUAUAUUUAUAUAAUAUAGAACUUUAGGGUAUAGGAAUCAACAAUGGCAAAAUAUUUCUGAUGAGUCUGACAAAACUUUUUUUUUUUUGAGUGAAACAUGACCUGUUCUUGAAAGACCAGAGGAAGUUGUUGUUUAUUAAAAGGAAGAGAAAAACCUGUAUAAAGAAAUUCUGUGAAAAUGACUUCAAAAAAAACCUCAUGAACCAAAAAAGGACAACUGUUAAAAACUGUAUUGAAAAAAAAAAAAAAAUAAAUUA
Messenger RNA from Lagopus muta (rock ptarmigan), 9708 nucleotides. It is a transcript of the gene ASTN2, whose product is annotated as astrotactin 2. The transcript is spliced from 23 exons. The record is from RefSeq and is a predicted model, not a curated record. NCBI's taxonomy places the organism in Eukaryota, Metazoa, Chordata, Aves, Galliformes, Phasianidae. Bases 1 to 3915 code for a protein of 1304 amino acids. Gene Ontology annotation, biological process: neuron cell-cell adhesion; neuron migration.